AUGCCCUUCAUCGUCCUCAUCCCAUAUCGCAUUGCCGUUCCGUCUCCUGAAGGCGUAUACGAGUGUCAGUAUGAGCCCCAGAAGUUGACAGUACCCAGUCUCGCAUACCCACAACCUCAAAUGCCACCCCUACACUCGCUAUUCCCCCGUCAAGCAGAGAGGCCAUCGUUCAGUCCCGAUACCUUGGCCGGCUACAACCUGAGCGACAAGUCCACCCAGAAGCCGACGAUAUGGCAGGUCAACCUGGUUUUGAUCGUGCUAGUGGGUGCGGUUGUAUCUCUCCGCAUCGUCUGCCGGGCUUACAUCACACGCCGACUGUUUGUCGAUGACUAUCUCAUCAUCUUGGCCGGCCUGUUCACGCUGGUCUCGGCGUCCAUGGCCCUGGCGGCCACACGGUACGGGCUGGGUGAACAUAUCUGGAACUUGCCAUUGCCGGUGGACAACAUGUUGGAGAUGUUGACACAAUGUGUGAAGCACAUGUACGUCGCCCACGUAUUCUACUCGGCAGCCGGGGCUUUCACCAAACUAUCCAUCUUGACGUCGUACUUGAGGAUCUUUUCUGCCAAAGCUCUGAGGUGGAUUCUGUACGGCACAGCCAUCGUGGUGACAGCCAUGGGGGUGUGCGCCGUCUUGGCAACCAUCUUUCAGUGCAGUCCGGUGAAGGCGGCGUGGGAUUACACGAUUGCUGAUAGCAAGUGUUUUCCGUUUGUGGACUUUUUGUAUGCGAACGCGGGGGUCAAUAUCGCCAUUGACUUUGUGUUGGUGGCAGCGCCGUUGCCGUAUUUUUGGAGUUUGAACAUUCCCUUGAGGCAGAGGCUGAUGAUUUGUGUCUUGUUUGGGGUUGGCUUUAUUGGCUUUGCUGCCAGCAUCAUCCGCAUCGUCUCACUGAGUGAUGUCAAGGGUAUUGACGUGACUUACUACCUCGUCUCUCCUCUCAACUGGACCAUCAUCGAGUGCUCACUCGGCAUCAUCUGUGUAUCCGUUCCGCCUAUGCGUCCUCUCCUGGCAAAACUCGCACCGCCUUGCUUCAGCAGCUACAUCUCUGAGGGUGAUCAAGCAUCAAAGGUGUAUCCAGGGUCCCAACAACGGACUCAGCAAGGUGACGUUCAUGGGGUAAUGGGAAUGCAGUUGGAAGAGAUCGAGAUGGCGGCGAAGAGAGAAAGGGAAAUGCAGAGUUCGACGGGGGAGUUGUUGGCGUCUGUUGAUGGGCCUGGUACGCCCAAGUCUGUUCAAAGAUGUUCUGUAUAG
Molecule: messenger RNA, 1248 nt
Organism: Sordaria macrospora k-hell
Lineage: Eukaryota; Fungi; Ascomycota; Sordariomycetes; Sordariales; Sordariaceae
Source: RefSeq, a predicted model, not a curated record